Trypanosoma brucei brucei TREU927 is the source of this 1335-nucleotide messenger RNA. RefSeq lists its product as hypothetical. NCBI's taxonomy places the organism in Eukaryota, Euglenozoa, Kinetoplastea, Trypanosomatida, Trypanosomatidae. The transcript has a single exon. The record is from RefSeq and is a predicted model, not a curated record. Bases 1 to 1335 code for a protein of 444 amino acids.
AUGCUCCCCUCGCUCAUCCGUCGUGUGGCUCCCUCCCGUGUUGCACUGGUACCGCUGUUCGCGGCACUGAAGACGACUACACUGCAACAGGCGCCCGGUGGCAUUACCCAAGGGGACAACAGACACCCAUCUUGCUCAGGAGAGGACGCCGCUUUGGGUGCUCUACAGCAGUCGCCUCAAUCGAAACUCUCGUUGCAGGAACCGCUGCGGCCAUUAACAGCAACUGCCGCGGACGGUAAUUCCGUGCCCAUUGUUUCCAACAUUGCAAGGGAAAGGGGAUACAUUGUCGACGCCAACCGUAGUUAUUUCAGCACCGGCGCUAACAAGUGCAGCGAUGCUACUGCGAUAGACGGUGGUGUACCGCAACCGGUUGAGGAUCCCCUUGUUCACAUGCUGCGGUGUGAAGAAGAGUUACUUCACACCUCCGUGGAACGGUUGAACGCAGAGCGCAAACUUGCGGAAAUGAAGCGCCGUUUUGGGGAUGAGAUGUCCGCUUUGCAUGAGGGACUGAAGGCUCGUGAAGAGAAAGUGAGUCGUAUGGUCCGCCGCGCCGCCAGGGAGAGCGGCGUCCACACUCACUCAGUACAACCGGCCGCUGUAGUGUCUUAUGCAACAGCGACCGACGAUUGGGGCGAGGUGGGUAAGGGUGUUGCGGGUGAUAUUGUGGAUGACGGUGACAAUGUUGGCCACCGCUGCGGUGACGACGGUGAGAUUGCAGACAACGGGACGCAGACGCCACGAUUACCCGAUGAUACGUUUGUAAAGCUGCAAGAUCCUGAAGAAGAUGAUGCAAGCACCGAGGAUGACGAUAUUAGUUCUUCCGAAGUGUAUGCCGACGUCCCGAGCCCCGGAAGAGGACAAAAAAGAGCAACCUCUAGUGAGGGAACCGUCGCUAAGCGCAGAGGAAGGCCACCGUCUUUGAAGGCCGCCUCGAAUAAAGAAACCAAAAAGCAUGCGGGUUCAAGGGCUCGAGGUGCCUCUGCCCGAGGUGAACGGAAGGACAACGCUAUGCGAACAGCGUCGUUUGCGCGGGCCGCAUCAGGGAGCGGGAAGAGUCCAGCCAGCAGAAAGGUGUCACAGACCAAAAAGGCUCCUCAAGUCGGAAGGGCAUCUCAAACCAGGAAGGCUGUCCAGGCUCAGAGGCCCCUGAAGCAACAGCAACAACGGCAGUCGAAGGUUGGUGCGAAUAGCAGAGGCCGGGGCAGCGGUGUUAGGGGAGAAAGGGGUCGAAGAGGCACAGUCGGUGGAGACAGUAAAAGUAUUACUCACCCUAGAGGCUCAACAGCUUCCGGGCGGCAGACUGCUGCGACGCGGAAGAGAGCAGGUAAGAAGUAA